Messenger RNA from Telopea speciosissima, 5346 nucleotides. RefSeq names its product myosin-6. Gene Ontology annotation, molecular function: microfilament motor activity; ATP binding; actin filament binding. NCBI's taxonomy places the organism in Eukaryota, Viridiplantae, Streptophyta, Magnoliopsida, Proteales, Proteaceae. The record is from RefSeq and is a predicted model, not a curated record. Bases 148 to 4692 code for a protein of 1514 amino acids. Gene Ontology annotation, biological process: actin filament organization; vesicle transport along actin filament. The transcript is spliced from 39 exons. Gene Ontology annotation, cellular component: cytoplasm; vesicle; myosin complex.
UAAAGAUUGGAUCUUGGUACUGCUAUUCAGCUGCUGUGUUGGGGAAAUAGAAUCGACUUUUGAAGGGCAUUUGAUGGUCUUCGUGAAAGGAAUCCUGAGGUAGAUCGAGAAGCAGCUGAAGUUCCGAUCGGAUCGAGCUCUGUGGAAAUGGCUGCUCCUGUCAAUAUUGUUGUAGGAUCUUUUGUUUGGGUGGAGGACCCUGAUGUAGCUUGGACAGACGGAGAAGUUUUGGAGGUCAAUGGUGAAGAAAUUAAGGUCAGCUGCACGUCAGGGAAAAUGGUUGUUGUUAAUAGAUCCAAUGUCUACCCCAAAGAUGCUGAAGCACCGCCAUGUGGUGUGGAUGAUAUGACAAAACUGGCGUAUUUGCAUGAACCGGGAGUGCUUGAAAACUUAAGAAGUAGAUAUGAUAUGAAUGAAAUUUAUACUUAUACAGGAAAUAUAUUGAUUGCUGUGAACCCGUUUAGAAGAUUACCUCAUUUGUAUGACAGCCAUAUGAUGGAACAAUAUAAGGGGGCAGCUUUUGGUGAGCUGAGCCCUCAUCCCUUUGCUGUUGCAGAUGCUGCAUACAGACAAAUGAUUAAUGAGGGGAUUAGCCAAGCAAUUCUAGUUAGUGGAGAAAGUGGUGCUGGUAAAACUGAAAGCACUAAAAUGCUUAUGCGCUAUCUUGCUUACAUGGGAGGGAGAGCUGUUUCUGAGGGGCGAACUGUGGAACAACAAGUAUUAGAGUCCAAUCCUGUUCUUGAAGCAUUUGGCAAUGCAAAGACCGUGAGAAACAAUAACUCAAGCCGUUUUGGCAAGUUUGUGGAGAUUCAGUUUGACCAACAUGGGAGGAUUUCUGGAGCUGCCAUCAGAACUUACUUGCUUGAGCGAUCACGUGUUUGUCAAGUGUCUGAUCCUGAGAGAAAUUAUCACUGUUUCUACAUGCUGUGUGCUGCCCCAUCUGAGGAUGUUGAGAAGUUCAAAGUGGGAAAUCUAAGAUCAUUUCAUUAUCUGAAUCAAUCGAAUUGCUAUGAGUUGGAUGAAAUAGAUGAUGCAAAGGAAUAUCUUGCGACUAGAAGGGCAAUGGAAGUGGUUGGAAUUAGCUCUGAAGAACAGGAUGCCAUUUUCCGAGUUGUGGCUGCAAUCCUCCAUUUGGGAAAUAUCGAAUUUAAAAAAGGGCAAGAGACUGAUUCAUCUGAGCCCAAAGAUGAAAAAUCUUGGUUCCAUCUAAGAACUGCGGCAGAGCUUUUCAUGUGUGAUGCAAAGGCUCUUGAAGAUUCCUUAUGCAAGCGUGUUAUUGUGACUCGUGAUGAGACUAUAACUAAAUGCCUUGAUCCAGCCGCUGCGACUCUCAGCAGAGAUGCUUUGGCGAAGAUUGUGUAUUCAAGAUUAUUUGACUGGCUUGUAAAUAAGAUCAAUAAUUCAAUUGGUCAAGACCCAAAUUCAAAGUCCUUAAUUGGAGUGCUGGAUAUAUAUGGAUUUGAGAGUUUCAAGACAAACAGCUUUGAACAAUUCUGUAUCAAUUUGACAAAUGAGAAACUACAGCAACAUUUCAACCAGCAUGUUUUUAAAAUGGAGCAAGAAGAGUACACAAAAGAGGAAAUUGAUUGGAGUUAUAUAGAAUUCAUUGACAAUCAGGAUGUUCUGGAUCUCAUUGAAAAGAAGCCUGGUGGCAUAAUUGCUCUUCUGGAUGAGGCUUGUAUGUUUCCAAGAUCAACACAUGAGACAUUUGCCCAAAAGCUGUACCAGACAUUCAAAAACCAUAAACGCUUCAGCAAGCCAAAGUUGUCCCAGUCUGACUUUACCAUUUGCCAUUAUGCUGGUGAUGUCACUUAUCAAACGGAGUUGUUCCUGGACAAGAACAAAGAUUAUGUUGUUGCUGAGCAUCAGGCACUUUUGAGUGCUUCAAAGUGUUCAUUUGUCUCAGGUUUGUUCCCACUUUUGGCUGAGGAGUCAUCCAAAUCAUCAAAGUUCUCAUCAAUAGGUUCACGAUUUAAGCAACAACUGGUAUCUUUGCUUGAAACUCUGAGUGCAACUGAGCCACACUAUAUUCGCUGCGUAAAACCCAAUAAUCUUUUGAAACCAGCUAUUUUUGAGAACAGUAAUGUUCUACAACAACUUCGAUGUGGGGGAGUCAUGGAAGCAAUUAGAAUAAGUUGUGCAGGAUAUCCUACUAGAAGAACUUUUUUUGAGUUUCUAAGUCGUUUUGGCAUCCUUGCCCCUCAGGUUUUAGAUGGCAGCUGUGAUGAGAUUACUGCUACUAGGAGGCUGCUGGAGAAGGUGGACCUUAAAGGCUAUCAGAUUGGCAAAACAAAGGUGUUUCUUAGGGCUGGCCAGAUGCCAGAGCUAGAUGCCCGUAGGGCUGAGAUUUUAGGGAGAUCUGCAAGCAUUAUCCAGAGGAAACUUCGAUCUUACUUAGCUAGGAAAAGCUUCAUUGUGUUGCGGCGUUCUGUCAGACAGAUUCAAGCUGCAUGCAGAGGGGAACUUGCCCGACAACUUUAUGAGAACAUGCGGAGAGAAGCUGCAUGUCUAAGGAUCCAGAAAAAUUUGCGCAUGCAUCUUGCUAGGAAAGCUUACAAAUCAUUGCAGUCGUCGGCUAUUUCAAUUCAAACCGGUAUUCGUGGGAUGGCUGCUCGUAAUAAACUUCGUUUUCAACGACAGACGAAGGCCGCAAUUACCAUCCAGAGUCGAUGCCGGCAAUACUUAGCUCGUCUACAGUAUAUGAGGAUAAAGAAAGCUUCCAUAACCACCCAAUGUGCUUGGAGAGGAAAGGUUGCUCGAAGAGAACUAAAGAAGCUUAAAAUGGCGGCAAGGGAAACUGGUGCUCUGCAGGCUGCCAAGAAUAAGUUGGAAAAGCAAGUUGAAGAAUUGACGUGGCGGUUACAACUGGAGAAGCGCAUGAGGGCUGACUUGGAGGAAGCUAAGACUCAAGAAAAUGUGAAACUGCAAUCUGCUUUGGAAGAGAUGCAACUUCAGUUUAAAGAAACUAAGGCACAGCUGUUGAAAGAAUGUGAGGCUGCGAAAAUGGCUGCAGAGCAAGCCCCUGUCAUCAAGGAGGUCCCGGUUGUUGAUGAUGCCUUGUUGGAAAGGCUCACUAAGGAAAAUGAAAAACUCAAGGCAUUAGUGAGUACAUUAGAAAAGAAAAUUGAUGAGACAGAGAAAAAAUAUGAAGAAACAAACAAGCUUAGUGAAGAAAGGUUGAAGCAGGCGUUGGAUGCUGAGUCAAAGAUUAUUAAUUUGAAGACUGCAAUGCAAAGGCUCGAAGAAAAACUUUCUGAUUUGGAAAAUGAGGAUCAAAUUCUCCGACAGCAGUCCUUGUUAAAUACACCUGUAAAAAAGAUGUCAGAACAUUUAGCAAUUCCUACAAUUAAGAGUUUGGAAAAUGGUCAUCAUGAGAGUGAAGAACAUAGAGCUAAUUUUUUGCUGCAGGAACCAAUGAGUGCGGCACCUACUAACAAGUUGGGAGUAGAAUCUGACAACAAGUUGAGGAGGUUCCAUAUUGAAAGACAGCAUGAGAGUGUUGAUGCUCUUAUCAAAUGUGUCAUGCAAGAUCUUGGGUUUAGUCAAGGGAAGCCAGUUGCUGCAUUUACUAUAUAUAAAUGUCUGCUUCACUGGAAAUCAUUCGAAGCUGAAAGGACCAGUGUCUUUGAUCGUCUUAUUCAGAUGAUAGGUUCUGCAAUCGAGAAUCAGGAUAACAAUGAGCACAUGGCUUAUUGGCUGUCAAAUACUUCUACCCUGUUGUUCUUGCUACAAAGAAGUUUGAAAGCUGCUGGUUCUCCACGCCGGAAACCUCCCCCUGCUACAUCAUUAUUUGGGAGGAUGACCCAAGGAUUCCGCUCGUCUCCGUCUUCGGCCAACCUUAAUGUAGGUGGGCUGGAUGUUGUACGCCAAGUUGAGGCCAAAUAUCCAGCAUUGCUUUUCAAGCAACAGCUCACAGCAUAUGUGGAGAAGAUAUAUGGAAUUAUUAGAGACAAUGUGAAGAAGGAUCUGUCAUCACUGCUUUCCCUCUGUAUCCAGGCACCACGAACGUCAAGGGGGAAUGUACUGAGGUCAUCUGGGCGGUCAUUGAGCAAUAACUCUCCAGCUAAUCAUUGGCAGAGCAUCAUUGAGACCCUCAAUAUGCUCCUUAGUAUACUGAAAGAGAACUUUGUGCCUUCUGUCCUUGUCCGGAAGAUCUAUACUCAAGUUUUUUCAUAUAUCAAUGUACAACUCUUUAACAGUCUUCUACUACGACGAGAGUGUUGUACAUUCAGUAAUGGGGAGUAUGUGAAAGCUGGGUUAGCGGAAUUGGAGCUAUGGUGUUGCCAAGCAAAAGAAGAGUAUGCGGGCUCAUCUUGGGAUGAACUUAAGCACAUAAGGCAAGCUGUUGGAUUCUUGGUUAUACACCAGAAGUCCCGAAUUUCAUACGAUGAAAUUACUAAUGACCUCUGCACUAUUUUAAGCGUCCAACAGCUUUAUAGAAUUUGUACACUAUACUGGGAUGAUAACUAUAACACUCGCAGCGUGUCUCCAAAUGUCAUUUCUAGUAUGAGGGUACUAAUGACAGAGGAUUCUCACAGUGCUGUUAGCAAUUCCUUUUUGUUGGAUGAUAAUUCAAGUAUUCCCUUCUCUGUUGAUGACUUGUCAAGCACUUUACAAGAGAAGGAUUUCUUGGAUGUAAAACCUGCGGAAGAACUUCUCGAAAAUCCAGCCUUCCAAUUUUUACAUGAGUAAGGCUUGGAACGUUGAUCAUUUUUCCCUUGUUCCAGAAUUUGCCAAGGUAGACACAGGCAGGGUCCAUUAUUUGUGAAGGUAGACAGCAGGCAUCCGGUCCUCUGCUUGAUGCUAUCAUGUGAUGUAAAUCCGCCUCGUAUAUGUUUUCGUAUAAUCAUAUUUUUCUCCGCAUCCAUGCCCUGGUUGUAAAAUUAUUAUUUUACCAUUUAGAUUUUGUAAAAUUUCUUAGGGUAAUUCAGUAUAGUUAAGGGGCAGGGAUGGGUUUUCUUUUUGGUCAAGUGCAUAUCUCCAUUUCCUUUAAUUUCUGGGGUUUGUUUUUUUAUUCUUCUUUUUAUGUUAUUUUUGGGUCCCUGUGGUUAGCAUUCUUUUAUAGGGAGUUUAGGAGGCAAAGCAAGCAUAUUGUUAUUGUAUUGUGCUGGGAGGAGAUGUUCACUUCUUGACCCCUCCCAAUUUUCAUUGUAUAAAGCAACAAGAAAAUAGGUGAAAACAUUUAUAGGGGAAAUUCAUUGGUGAUUGAUGACUGUGCAUCCUUUGUAGACAAUCUAAAUUGAGAUUUUGAGUGUAGUGAUAGUUGUAGAAGGAAAUGUAUCAUUACUUAGUGCUCUUUAUUAUUGAUCAAUGGAAAAAUAAAACAAUUGAGUUGAACAAUAAUCA